CGAGUUAGGCCCUGUGAAUAUAUGAAUACUACCCAGGCAGCUACUGUGUAUAAUGCAACACUGUAAUAUGUUUUUUAUUGUCAGAGAAUAAGGAAGGAAGGAAGGUAGGAUUCAUUUUCUGAAUAUGUCUGUUUUAUUUAUGGAGAAGAUUUAAAUAUUCAUAGCCUCUCCUGUAAGACAGCGCUGAUGGCAUACUGGCACUGGACUGAUAUAGCGUUUCCAUUAUCUUUUGGGUUUCAUGCUGUCAGAACAGAACCGCUAUCCUUCUACACUACUACGCAACACACCCUUCUUGUAAAUGAAAAUUGAAUAAAUGAAGACUACCGCUAUUCUAUUGGGGAUACUAUGUAAUUCACAAUCAACAGAAGCAAGCGCUCUCAUCCUGGCGGUUAGCUAGCGUUAGCUACGAAGCUAGGUCACUUGGACAAUCCUUUCAACUUGCCUGCUGACAGGUUAGCUUAGGACAGCUAACUUCGCUAUGUGAUCUCACUAAGCCAGGAAAGUGGCGAUACAGAAACUACCUGCAACUCUCUGCUGUUGCAGGUCGCUCUCAUGUGCCCAUGGAGAAGGCAGCCUUUGAGGGGUGGCUGGAGUCAGUCUCUGCCACUUUCCUUACUCUGAACGACCAGCAGCGCAACCAUUCUCUGGACCACCUCAUCUCUCUCAGCGGUGCUGUGCAGCUCCGUCAUCUGUCUAAUGGACUGGAGACUCUGCUAAAGCGCGACUUCCUGCGCCUCCUUCCCCUGGAGCUGGCCUUCUACCUGAUCCACUGGCUGGAUCCGGAGACCUUGCUCAUCUGCUGCCGGGUCUGCAAACAGUGGAAUAAGUUGAUCAACUCGUGCACGGAGGUGUGGCAGGGUGUGUGUCGGGAGCUGGGCUGGAGGAUCGAUGAGUCCAUCCCGGACGCGCCACACUGGAAGGCGGUCUAUUUGAAGGCCAAACUGCGCAUGGUGCAGCUGCAGGAUCAGGAGGCCUUUGAGACGUCGUCCCUCAUCGGCCACAGCGCUCGAGUAUACGCCCUCUACUACAAGGACGGCCUCCUCUGCACAGGAUCCGACGACCUCUCGGCCAAGUUAUGGGACGUGCGCACUGGUCAGUGCAUUUAUGGCAUUCAGACGCACACCUGCGCCGCGGUGAAAUUCGAUGAACAAAAGCUGGUGACCGGGUCCUUUGACAACACUAUUGCAUCCUGGGAGUGGAGCACAGGAGCUAAAAUCCAGCAGUUCCGUGGCCACACAGGAGCAGUCUUCAGUGUGGACUACAACGACGAGCUGGACGUGCUGGUCAGCGGCUCGGCAGACUUCAUGGUGAAGGUGUGGGCUCUGUCAGCCGGCGCCUGUCUCAACACCCUGACCGGACACACGGAGUGGGUCACCAAGGUGCUGCUCCAGAAGAGUGAGGUGGAGUCGGUGGUGCACAGUCCUGGUGACCACAUCCUCCUAAGUGCUGAUAAGUAUGAAAUAAAGGUGUGGCCCCUGGGCAGAGAAAUCAAUUGCAAGUGUCUGAAGACGCUGUCGGUGUCGGAGGACCGCAGCAUCGGCCUCCAGCCCCGCCUGCAGUUCGAUGGGCGCCACAUCGUCUGCAGCUCCGACCUCGGCGUCUACCAGUGGGACUUUGCCAGUUUUGAGAUCCUCAGGGUGAUAAAGACCCAGGACCCCGGCAACCUGUCCCUGCUCAGCUUCGGCGAGGUGUUUGCGCUCCUUUUCGACAACCACUUCCUGUACGUGAUGGACCUGAGGACGGAGGCUAUAUCGGGCCGCUGGCCCCUGCCGGCCUACAGGAAGUCCAAACGGGGGUCCAGCUUCCUGGCCGGCGUGACGUCCUGGCUCAACGGCCUGGACGGGGACAAUGACUCUGGACUGGUGUUUGCCACCAGCAUGCCCGACCAUAGCAUUCACUUAGUACUGUGGAAGGAGAACGGGUAGGGGCCAAGGGGGGGGGGGGGGGGGACCAAAGCGCCUGGUUUUUAUCCGUUCUCUCCUCCACACCAACACCAACACUUUGUCACAUGGGAGGAUGAACCGAGGCGCACGAUGAAGCCUCACGCGGAGAAACCGCUUUUAUGAAAGACAGCGUGACACAAAGAUUCUACAAUAAACUCCCCUGAUUUCAUCGUGGGGAUGGAGUCCGACUUUGAAGUCAUCUUUGACUCUGAUCUUUGUUUGUGAGCAGGACCCAGCAGCAGCAGUUCUCUCGUGAGUCAGUCGCUGCUGCUUGAACCUGGGUGUGAAUCACUGGACGCGCUGCUCCAGGGGCUUUAGGGGUCGGCUUGAGAAAUGUGACGUGCCUUUUCAGUUCAUUCGAUGUGACGCACCAGGCAUUGUAGAUCUUACCUUUUCCUUGAUUUCCUUCUUCAUAUUUAUCGUCCUAAGGUGUCCCUCAUUUUAUAGCUGUCCGCCCGACACAACGUGCUUUUACGAAUCACCGGCCGUGUAAAGACAUUGAGUUUAUUUUUCUAUGCGAUGCACAGCAGAGGGACUUGAGGUCGGCGAGCGGCCGGUUUCAGCACAAAGCUAAUCGGAUUUUUAGACUUCAGAUUGCAGGAUUUUCCUCGAGGCAAAAACCUUGUGAGAUCGCCAGUUCAACGUCGUGUCUCAAUUGGCUCAAUCAAAAUUAAGUGCUUUUGUUCCCGGACCUUUGCAUUGAACUCCACCCACCCCCGAGGAGGCCCCGCAUUGAAAUGUUGCAGGGCCGUUCCUUUUUCACGUGUACAGACUGUAACGAUGUUUCUCACUCACAUUACUGAACACAGCAGAUGUACAGACUGUGUGUGCAUUUAGGUUUUUUCAAAUCUAAUUAAAACACCACCAAUAUAUUGUAUUUUGUACUGUUGUCUGGCCAAUGCACCACAUGACACUCCUCCCUGCAGCACACAGUAGUACUGCUUGUGAUAAAUAUUAGGGAUGAGACAGAAGUUAUGUCUAACAAUAUAUAUAUAUUUCUUUUUUUAUAAAUGGUUGGAAGAUCCAUCAUGAUUGUCUUAAACAGUUUACUAGAAUGACUUUCUGUGUGGAGAUAAGCUGAUGAGGUAGAAAGUACUUGGUAUUAGUCCAAUCCUAGUUGCUAUGUGGCAAUGUUGCAGUCAGUCUGAGGAAGCUUCUUCACGGUUGUGAGUAUUUGUGAUGAUCUCCACCGUUGUCCUACUUCCUUUUAGAGGGCUCCCCAACACACAUGUGAGCACUUAGUUCUGUCCUCAUGGGUUUCCAGGUUUGGAACUACACUGGAUGCUGAAGGGUCUUGGUGCUGUGGCUCCAGCGUCACGGGAGCAAAUGGCUACAGGCCCGUCGCCCUGACCUCCCCCCUCCAAUCUAUCCUCUACCCCCCCCCCCCAGCCCACGGAGCCAGAGACAAAAGGAUCCCAGACUUCCUGACAGAGCAGGACAGCAGGUAAGGCCUCGCAAGACAUUUAAAAUGGGUCUUUUUAGUAUGACACUCAAUGAUUUGAUCUGUAAAGAAAAGCGUUCUGAAUAAAAUGUAUUAUCAAAACCUCA
Messenger RNA from Pungitius pungitius (ninespine stickleback), 3491 nucleotides. It is a transcript of the gene fbxw2, whose product is annotated as F-box and WD repeat domain containing 2. The record is from RefSeq and is a predicted model, not a curated record. The transcript is spliced from 8 exons. NCBI's taxonomy places the organism in Eukaryota, Metazoa, Chordata, Actinopteri, Perciformes, Gasterosteidae. The coding region runs from base 561 to 1925 and encodes 454 amino acids. Gene Ontology annotation, molecular function: protein binding.